Messenger RNA from Aplysia californica (California sea hare), 1808 nucleotides. Its product is annotated as endoglucanase 4. Gene Ontology annotation, biological process: carbohydrate metabolic process. Lineage: Eukaryota; Metazoa; Mollusca; Gastropoda; Aplysiida; Aplysiidae. The record is from RefSeq and is a predicted model, not a curated record. Gene Ontology annotation, molecular function: polysaccharide binding; hydrolase activity, hydrolyzing O-glycosyl compounds.
CUCACGCUCCCGUGACCCACCCACUGGGACCCGGACCAACGAUAGGACCACUCCCCAAGCCUGGAAAUCACCUAACCUCAGCCACGAUGACCCUGGGCUACCAGAAUGGCAACAGUUUCGAAGGCACCUUCUCCUUCCCCAUCAAAGAACACACCAUGGGCUACUUGGCCAAUUUCACCUUCAACGAGCCUUUGUCCAAGCUUGAGAUAUACGACGCUGCGGUUUUGACACAUCUCAACGGAGGCCGCAAAUGGAUCAUUGUUAACAAAGGCGACAGAGCAGGACCCACCCCUGGAACCACACUUGCUCUCAAGUUUAGAGCAGAAAUCCAAGGCGCCCCGAACAAACCGACUGGUCACGCUGUCCUCCAGAAUCUGGGUAUCGAUCCUUGGUCCGUACAGCCAGCACAUGAUGGCGAUCAUUCAAAAUACAACUACAACGACCUUCUGUACAAGUCCAUUUUGUUCUACGAGGCUCAACGCUCCGGAAAACUCCCUAACAACAACCACAUUCCCUGGAGAGGAGACUCGGCGCUCGGUGACAAGGGGGCAAAGGGCGAGGAUCUGACCGGAGGCUGGUAUGAUGCCGGUGACCACGUCAAGUUCAACUUCCCCAUGUCCUACAGCACCACCAUACUCACCUGGGGUUAUCUCCUCUACCCGGACGCCUACAGGGCAGCUGGUCAGGAGAGCAAAAUCCUGGACUGUGUGAGAUGGCCGUUGGAAUAUCUGCUCAAGUGUCACACGGCGCCUGAAGAACUCUAUGUUCAGGUCGGCAACGGAGGCAUCGACCACGGCUACUGGGGCUCACCGGAAGCGAUGACCAUGUCCAGACCGUCUUACAAGAUCACAGCAUCCAACCCAGGCAGUGACGUUGCUAUGGAAACUGCAGCAGCUAUGGCAGCAGGCUACUUGGCUUUCAAAAACAAAGUUCCAACAACUACACUGACGAGCUGGCCUGGGGCUCCCUGUGGCUGUACCAGGCUACAAAUGACCACAAGUAUUUGGCUGAGGCUGAGAGACAAUUCGACCCUGAGCCUGCAUGGGGCAUGUCCUGGGACGAGAAGACCAUCGGAAACCAGCUUCUCCUGUACAAGCUGACCCACAAAGAGAAGUACAAGACCGCUGUCAUUGACACGUACAAGUCCUGGUUCCCCGGCGGUGACAUCACGUACACACCCAAGGGCUUGGCUUUCCGACUAGAGUGGGCGUCCUUGAGAUACGCUUCCAACAUGGCAAUGGCCGCUCUGAUCGCCGCUGACGCGGGAAUCAACCCUCGUGAAUACCGCCAUUGGGCCAUGUGCCAGAUCCACUAUGCGCUGGGAGACUCAGGCCGUAGUUUCGUCGUUGGCUUCGGCCAUAAUCCUCCCAAGAGCCCACAUCAUAGAGGAAGCUCCUGCCCUGUGUUGCCUGCCCGCUGUGGUUCUUUCGCCAUGAGAGCACCCGGCCCCAACGUGCACACUCUGUACGGAGCCCUGGUGGGCGGGCCAGGCAGCAGUGACGACUACAAGGACGAGCGAGACAACUACCAGAACAACGAGGUGGCCACAGACUACAACGCUGGGUUCACCACCGCCAUUGCUGCUCUGAAGCAUCUGUACAUCAAGAAACUCCACCCCGAGCAGACAGGCUCCGCCCACUGCCCCUACAGUGCCGGCCAUGCCGUCGUAGGGUGAAAGGUCAACAACAGGACAUGUACAAUUUUUACCUCUGGAUGGAAAUUUUUUAUUCUCGAGGUUCAUGUAGCAAUAGUACCGAUAUGUUGUUCAAAUAAAAAUCAAAUUGUCUCACUGAUCAAGUUUAAGACCA